This is a messenger RNA of Pichia kudriavzevii, 1317 nucleotides long. RefSeq lists its product as uncharacterized. Gene Ontology annotation, molecular function: hydrolase activity, acting on carbon-nitrogen (but not peptide) bonds, in linear amidines. The record is from RefSeq and is a predicted model, not a curated record. Lineage: Eukaryota; Fungi; Ascomycota; Pichiomycetes; Pichiales; Pichiaceae. The transcript has a single exon. Bases 1 to 1317 code for a protein of 438 amino acids.
AUGACAAUUACUUCAUUCUCCCAAAAUCUGAAGAUCAAUUCUAAAGACUUAGUUGAAACUAUCCAUUCUACUGCUGCUACGUUUGGAGCAAAGGGUGUCUGGGGGUCCGAGCCUACGCAAACAGGUGUUUGUAGAUUGGCACUCAGUGAUAUCGAUAAACAAGUUAAAGACUGGUUUGUCUCAGAAACAAAGAAAUUGGGAUGCACAAUAAAAAUCGAUGAAGUUGGUAAUAUUUUCGCAACGUACCCAGGAAAAUAUAAUGACCACAAGCCAACUGGGAUUGGGUCCCAUCUUGACACACAACCAACUGGGGGCAGAUACGAUGGUAUAUAUGGUGUUUUAUCCGGUCUACAAGUUUUGAGAACUUUACAUGCAAAUAAAAUCACUCCGAAUUUUCCUAUUACUGUCAUCAAUUGGUGUAAUGAAGAAGGUGCACGCUUUCCGAUGAGUUUAAUGGCUUCCAGUGUUUGGGCUGGUAUCAAAACAAAAGAUGAAGUAUAUGCUUUAAAAGAUGUGUACGACAACGAAACAACCGUGUUGGAGGAACUAAAAAGAAUUGGAUAUUUAGGAGACGUUGAGUGCUCAUACAAAACCAAUCCUUUGGACUGUCACUUUGAGAUUCACAUUGAACAAGGUCCUGUUUUAGAGAAGUACGGAAAGCCCGUUGGAGUACUAACAGGAGCGCAAGCCUACAACUGGCUAAUUGUCAAAAUGAAAGGUAUGUCUCAACACACCGGCACAACACCAAUGGAAUUUCGUAGGGAUGCCCUAUUAGCAACUUCAAAAGUUAUUACCGGUGUUAACCAAAUUGCAAAGAAAUAUGGCGGUUUAGCGUCCAUUGCGCAUAUGACCGUGUCACCUGAUGUUGUCAACGUCAUAGCAGGUGAAGUUGAAUUUGUUCUUGAUAUUCGCCAUGAAACUGAUGAAGGAUUAACUAAGAUUAGAAAGGAUUGCAUUGAACUCAUUGAAAGAGCUUCGUUAAAUGAAGAUGGCAAUGGGGUUAGAUUACCAUACACCAUUGAAGAUCCAUACCCGAUCAAGGCCACCCACUUUGACGAAAUGCUGAUCAAUAUUGUCGAUGAAUCGGCAACAGUUAUUGUUGGCGAUGAGGGAAAGCAUAAAAUGGUAAGUGGUGCUGGCCAUGAUUCAUGUGCAACUAACUUGGUUGUUCCAACAGUGAUGAUUUUUGUCCCAUCUGUCGAUGGUGUCUCUCAUAAUCCAAGAGAACACACCAAACCGGAAGAGCUCGAAAUAGGGUUCCGGGUUCUUCUUGAGUCUAUUCUGAGAUAUGACAAUGCCCGUCUAUCCGAUCUGUAA